This is a messenger RNA of Procambarus clarkii (red swamp crayfish), 739 nucleotides long. Lineage: Eukaryota; Metazoa; Arthropoda; Malacostraca; Decapoda; Cambaridae. The record is from RefSeq and is a predicted model, not a curated record.
AUGGGUCCGUUAGAAGCUGAGACGGGUCAAGUAGCAGAUGGUGGUGGGGAGAUGAGUGGUAUUUUUGAUAAAUGUUUUGUAUCUGUAUUUGCUGGGGAGGAGCUUGACAGUGUGCCUUCGGCCGAGCGGGUCUGUGUGGGUGGGGACGGGGACGGGUUGACGAGUUUGGCGGUUGCCAGGGAGGAUGUUCUUAGGCAAGUGGUGGGGCUCGGGCCAGGCAGGUCCCCGGGGCCGGAUGGAGUGUUUGCCGGGGUGCUUGGGGAGUGCGGGGGGGAGCUUUGUGGCCCACUGUCAACCAUGUUUGAUGAAUCAAUGGAGUCGGGCGGGGUGCCAGAGUUUUGGGGGGUUGCUGGUGUGAUGCCGGUUUUUGGGAGGGGAGAUGGAUCGCUUGCGUCUAGCUAUCGACCAGUUGGCCUGGCGUCUGUUGUGGGAGGGUUGCUCGAGUCUGUGAUGGCAGAUGGAGUUCGUCUUCAUCUUGAAAAACAUAAAUUGAUGGUUGAGUCGCAGCAUGGUUUUGUGGAUGGCCGUUCGUGUUUGACAAGUUUGUUGUCUUUUUGUUCUAGCAUUGUUGAGGCGGUUGAUGGUGGUGGGGGUUGCGAUGUUGUGUGCCUUGACUUUGGCAGAGCUUUUGAUGCAGUGCCACAUGGGGGACUGGUUGGGGAGAUGGAGUCUCGUGGUGUUGGGGGUGCUAUAUUGGGCUGGAUUGGGGCAUGGCUGUGCCGGGGGAAACAGAGAGUUG